AAUAGAACAACAUGUUUAAAAAAGAACAGGCAAGCUUAAACCAUUUGUUUAUAGAUACAAAAACCCUAAACUAUAUGGAGAAGCAAGGAUGAGUAAUGGUGACAUCUCAGGUAUUGAAGAUGCUAUGGAAUUUUCUGAAGGUCUAAUUGGCAAGGGUUAAGCCAAUCCUUAAUCCUUUGAAAGGAUAUGUUUCCCUCAUGGAACCUAGGGAUGGAAUCCACCCCCAUUUACUCAGCAUCCUACUUCAAAGUACAUUCUCACACAUUGUCAUGGUAUCACAUCCAUUUCCCACCUUUCUUUUUCUUCAUAACCCCCUCAUUUUUCCCCAUCAAGUGUUCCGAGUGGGAUCAAUCCCAUGUUUUAUACCUGGUUGCCUGGUUCAAAAUUUUCAUCAACAGCUAUUCCCCUCACUUUAAAGAUUAGUUCAAGGAAGGUAUGUAACCUCAUCAGGAGCCAGGAUGUGGUGAAAUGUUUGCUAGGACUUCUGGAAGAGAAAAAUCUCUCCUUCCACAGAAGAUGCUAGAAGAAUCUUCCCCUCUUCCAUUGAACAUGACUGAAAAAGGGGCGCCUGCGCAAACCAGAAGUCUGGAAGCUCGCGCCAUCGUGCUUUACCUCGUGCGUGCUCUCCUGUCUACCUCGCCUCGUUUCGCCUCAGCGGAAGCCAUGCCUCGCCUGCUUGUUUUUUGUCUGCUUCCCCGCCGUCGCGUGACCCCGCUGGGCCUGCAAAUCGGCCGCCGCCUGACCCGCUUGGAGCCCCGCCGCCGGCAGCGCCCCAAGUCGUCCACGGACACCGUCAUCGGGCUCGUGGUGCUGUUUGCGACCUUCUUAGUGCCGUGUGGUUACGUGCUGAGCAACCUGCGCGAGUUCAGAAGAGAGUAGAUGCGAGAAGAUGCGGAGCGGUUGUUCACAUCCGACGAGCUUCCAAUGAAUUACAGGGCUUAUUGGGGGUGAUGACGCAGCCGUUGUGGGUCUUCAGUUUCGGAACCGUUUGUGUUUGCUACCUGUUUUGCACUUUUCUAGCCCUGUGCGAUACAUGGAGUUUGUGUAGUCAUGUUGAAAUGUUUAAAUAAAGUUGAAACAUUCAUGCAGGC
This is a messenger RNA of Lutra lutra (Eurasian river otter), 1091 nucleotides long. RefSeq names its product cytochrome c oxidase subunit 8C, mitochondrial. Gene Ontology annotation, cellular component: mitochondrion. The transcript is spliced from 3 exons. Bases 469 to 879 code for a protein of 136 amino acids. The record is from RefSeq and is a predicted model, not a curated record. Lineage: Eukaryota; Metazoa; Chordata; Mammalia; Carnivora; Mustelidae. Gene Ontology annotation, biological process: mitochondrial electron transport, cytochrome c to oxygen.